AUGCCCAUCUGCAUCGAGUGCUCCUAUCCGGUCUCUCACUUGUAUAGCACAUACAGUCGCGCUGAUGACCGUUCCCUGGGUAAAGGAGUGCGUCUGACGCAAUGUCCGCGCUGCCAGCGGUUCGCGGACAAAUACGUCGAGCACGAUUUCGUCGUGAUCUUCAUUGAUCUCGUCCUUAUCAAGCCGCAGGUGUAUCGCCAUCUACUGUUCAAUCGGCUUGGGGGAGACGACAACCAGUUCGAUCGCUCCAUAAUCCGUCUUGGGAUUCUACUACUGCUAUUCGACGUCUACCUGACAUGGGCACGGAUUGAGAAAUCCCCAUCACUCGCAACCACCUUUCUUUCGCGCGCGCCCAUCAUCGUCCAAUACCUCUUCUUCCUGAGCCUGAAUGCGCUAGCGACUCUUGCCCACCACCUCACCAUCCGGCUUCUGGCAUCGAUCCUUGCUCCAACACCCCGCGGAUACACUGGCUCUUCUCAGCAUGGCAAUGCGACAGAAGCGCCUCUCUUCUCCAACCCCUCCACACCCAUACUCCCAUCAUUCCCAUCACAGACCAACAACAGCCAAACACAGGUCUCGCCUACUCCGGCAUCGACACUAAGCCCACCGAAGCUCACCCCACAAGGCUCCUCCAACGAUGUAUCGACAAUAGCCAGCGCUUCGGCCAGUGACAUCCACCAUCUCCCUCCCACAACACCCCAAGGAUCUUUCACCACCCUCCCACCACCUCUCCGACGUGCCUCCACCGCCCCAGCACAGAGCAUCAGACCCCUUCCGCCCCCCUCACCAGCCAGUCCAACCGCCAUCAGCACCGCCUUGCUUGUCAGCAGUUGUGCGAAGCUCUUCCCCAUCCUCCUGGUUAUAUGGGGCCCCGACGGCAGCGGAAAUGCGUCCAAUGUCUCCGGAUCCAACAACACCCUGCUCAGCGCCGGCAGCCAGACAACUAUCAUCCAGCAGACAUUAGAUGGCAACGGCCUCGGCCCUGCAGCGACUCUCACCGCAGCUCACCCGACUGCAUCAGGGGCUUCUUCCUUGCCUGGCUCGUCCUCGUUACUGGAAAGUCUUAUCAGGAUCAUGCCCGAGUCUGUACCUACCAGCUAUUUGGCUAGCUUUAUUGACCUGCUUGGACCGCUACUCUCGCUGGGCGCGGCGGACACGCAUCUCGUGCUGCUGAGCAAUAUCGAAGCAUUGUAUAUCCUGCUUGGAUGCGGAUAUCUGCGCGCGGUGGCACUAGCGGUGGCGGGGUUGGCUGCUCGGUGGACUGUACAGAGGGUGAUAUUGGGGGCAGUUGGGGUUGGUUAA
Molecule: messenger RNA, 1302 nt
Organism: Aspergillus luchuensis
Lineage: Eukaryota; Fungi; Ascomycota; Eurotiomycetes; Eurotiales; Aspergillaceae
Gene: ARV1
Product: sterol homeostasis protein ARV1
Exons: 3
Coding region: 1-1302 (433 amino acids)
Biological process (GO): regulation of plasma membrane sterol distribution; sphingolipid metabolic process; sterol metabolic process
Cellular component (GO): Golgi apparatus; cortical endoplasmic reticulum
Source: RefSeq, a predicted model, not a curated record